Molecule: messenger RNA, 3181 nt
Organism: Cercospora beticola
Lineage: Eukaryota; Fungi; Ascomycota; Dothideomycetes; Mycosphaerellales; Mycosphaerellaceae
Biological process (GO): Ras protein signal transduction; positive regulation of GTPase activity
Cellular component (GO): plasma membrane
Molecular function (GO): guanyl-nucleotide exchange factor activity
Source: RefSeq, a predicted model, not a curated record
AGCGCGGCGAGCAGGGGUCGACCAGGACCAGCAAGGCGCACGGCCAGCGGACGCCGCAACAACGUGGCGCCCGGAGCAACAGUCGCCUGCGUCAGGAACACAGCAGCAGCAGCGGGAUCAGUAACAGCCAGGUCGGCAUCGGCGGCGGAGAGGAUCGAUCUGUUGGUCUGCGGAGGCCCUCGCUCACACACGCUAAGAGGACGCACUCAACCCCUGCUCUUCUAGAUGAGUCCUUGCGUGCAGCCGAACGGGUUGUCUUGAGUAGUACGGGAGCAUCCCUCGCCCACAACAACCACCACGACGGGUACGCUGCGCGCGACGACGAUGAGCUGGCCGGAGCGAUAGGCGCUGUCCGCAUCUAUCACCGCUUCCAACGCCCCGAAGUGGAGCAGUCGGAACCCCAGCCGCCUGAGAUCAACAUUGCUGUGAUCUCUGCUGGAGACGUCGGCAAAUCCACCUUCAUUAAGGCAGCCCUCGACCUCAACAGCCUACCCCGAUCGCAAGCCGCUGAGCGUCGUUUCCCCUUCGAAGGUCGCCCGUACCUCCUACGUCUGCUGGAGCUGGACCUCAACGAGAUUGACACAAACAACGAUGGAACGAUCGAUUGGCCAGACUACAUUGAGGAUAGGGUAAUGCCCCAGGUCAAUGGUGCAUUAGCCCUGUACAGCUGCGAGGAAGCUAGUAGCAUUCGAGAUCUGCGAGAUAUACUCAAGGCCGUCACCAAGUCAUCAUUGCCAACUGUGCUUGUUGCAACCAAGUGCGACAUCCCUACGAGCGAACGAAAAGUCGAGCCCAGCGUUGUGGAGCAGAACACAAGGCGGAUCAACAAGAACAUUGCUACCUUGCAGGUCUCAGAGCUUAACCCAGACGGAUACAAGCGUGGUAUAUCGAUGCUCAUGAAUGCCAUUGUCCACGCAACGCCAACAGAACAACCCUCGGCGCUGAAAAGAGCAACGUCUCUCCGGCGUAGAGCACAGAGUAACUCACUCACUCCAGCCUCUCCCCGUCCCUCUCUUACCGGACAUUCACGAGCCAGCUCUGAACAUACUGUCAAGAAAGAUCCAAACCACAAUCGUGUGGACUCCAGCUUUCCUGCAUAUUCUGCUGGCGAGCGUCUUCGUGUGCCUUGGGACGAAGAACAGAUGAACGGCACAUUUUUCAACGAGGAGUCGGCAAGCGAGCCCUCCGCAACCUCAUCACGAUCGUCCAUCAGCACAGAUGUUCAAUCAGUAGUGCCUGGGGCCUCUCCCACCUCAGCGCUGGCUGAAAAUGGCGCGACUUUCGAUGAGCUGGUCGAUCGACUACUAGAUCAGCCUACCUCGCGGGCUGAUAUGAAAUUUGCGUCAAUCUUCCUGGCUCUGUAUCGCAAGUUCGCAGCUCCUGGAAAGCUGUUGGAAGCUAUUGUACAGCGCUUCGACACAUUAGAGCAGACAGGUGCGCCCAUGAUGAUGAAGUCGACCACACAGCUUCGAUAUCUUGCUGUCAUCGAGAAAUGGGUGACCUCAUAUCCAGGUGAUUUCGCUUUCUCUCGGACACGGCGUCGCCUGCAAACCUUUGCACACAAGAUCUCUGACACACGAAUCUUCACCGCUGCUGCGAAGGAAAUUACUGUGGCACUGGAAUCUGUCAACGAGGACGACGAUACCAAUUGGGCUGUCAACGACAAGGACAGAGAAGCUGCAGGCGACCAUUCUCGAAGCUCAAUGGCCUCGACUGCAAGCACACUAAUUGACGACCCGAUCUUCACAUUCGAUACAGAGCUUAGCGGCACAACGCUGAGCUGCGAUUCCGACAUCUACACUGGACCAAAGAUCUCCAAUCAGAUGAUUGCAUAUGUUGAGCAAGCGCAAAGACAUGCGCGAGAAUUGCAACCAAUACAACGCAAUACACUGACCAAGAUUCAAUGGCGGGCUCUUCUGGACCAACCUGAUGAGCUGAUCGCGCGUGAGCUUACGAGAAUAGACUGGAUCAUGUUCUCGUCGAUACGGCCACGCGAUCUGGUACGUCACGUUUCGCUCUCCAAAGAACAAAAACAAUCUUGCCGUAACUUGGCUCAUGUUGAGCGAAUGGUCGAGCACUUCAAUCAGAUCGCAUGCUGGGUAGCGAACUACGUCCUGUUGCACGAUAAGCCUAAGCACCGGGUGUUGAUGCUGGAGAAGUUUAUGCGAAUAGCACGUAAACUGAGAGAGCUCAACAACUACAACGCGUUGGGUGCCGUUAUUGCUGGCGUCAAGUCGACAUCAGUGCACAGGCUGGCAGCGACACGUGAACUGGUGCAGCCCACCGUGGGCAAGGACUGGCUGAAACUUGAGAUCCUGAUGGCGCCGUCACGAUCACAUUUCGCAUACCGACUUGCGUGGGAGAAUAGCUCGGGAGAACGGAUUCCCUAUUUACCAUUACAUCGACGCGAUCUGGCUACAGCAGAGGAAGGUAAUAAGACCUUCCUUGGCGACGACGGUCGCAUCAAUUGGAAGAAGUUUGAAAUCAUGGGCGAUGUCAUUGUCAGCUUGCAACGAGCACAAGGCAUGCCCUACAAGAACCUGGGAGGACUACAAGGGAAUCAGCAAAUCAAGGAGCUCGUGCUCGAUGUCAAGCUCCUGAAAGAUGAAGACGAACUUUAUGAACGCAGCACGCAGGUCGAGCCUCCUGCAAACGCCAACGUCGGACCAUCGGCAAAAUUCAAGUCAUUCUUUCAGCGAUAAUGCGUCAAUGACAAACGAAGCACGAUUGGAUACCGACCUUCAACAACGAGCGGGUGAACUGUCACAAACACCUCGCGAAUACCUACAUAACAACACGACACUGAUGAGCGAUGAUAUUGAAAUAUAUACCCUUCUGUGGCAUUUAAGUUCUAACGGAAUCGGAGGCAACUUUGCAAUUUGGGAACCCUGUUUGGCGCUGGAUCAAUUAGGACUUUCCGGCUGGUGUUUGGACACAUUUGUGUGCAGAGAAGAGAUCUGUCGAGGGGGAAAAGAUCUGACUUGUACCUUGUGUGUGGAUAUUGAUUAUGUAGCUAGAUGUAGUUGCAUGGCCUCGCGGCGCAAAAAGGGAAUGGUGGACAAAACAUGGGAGUGGGUGGACUAUCAGGAUCCAAGGCAAAGCGCACUUUGGCGCUUCGAUCGUGGUUUGAGAUCGGGAUUCGAAGUGCAGUUCAUGAAACGGAUCGUCAAUCGUCGUCGUG